CAAGGCACCCGUCUUCUGCUUUGCCUACGCAAAUUAGCAAGACAACCCAGAGAGCCGUCACCAAUGGUGGCAAGCCCCGUACAACCACCGGACCGAUACAAGGCACCGGCGUUGCUAACCAGGCUUAGAUUAUACCAGACAUCUUGCAACAGAUAA
Phytophthora sojae is the source of this 156-nucleotide messenger RNA. RefSeq lists its product as hypothetical. Lineage: Eukaryota; Oomycota; Peronosporomycetes; Peronosporales; Peronosporaceae. The record is from RefSeq and is a predicted model, not a curated record. The annotation marks the transcript as partial. The transcript has a single exon.